AUGCAGACUUGGGACGUCAAACUUGUUGGGUCUGGUCUCAGGAGGGAACCUCGAUGGAAGCUUCGGUUACUAUCAGUCACAAUUCCGUCAUUGCCCCACCUCAAGCUACCCCAGUUUCGGCUGUAUGAACUGUUGUCUGGGCCGCCAGCUGGCACGAGCGUCGCUGACCUAACAGAGGCGCACUGCCCCUCCAGGAUGUUUCGCGUCCUCUCGAAGCCCAAAAUUCAGGGACCAGUCGAGGUUGGACUUGCGGUUGGAGUUUCUUUCAUUCUUUGCAUUGGAUCGCCUCACUACCGCGUCGUCAUUAUGUCUUACUACGACAUUGACUCUAUUCUCACCGACGCAGAGAAAAUCCCAUGUACCUUCCAGCUCGACAUUCCUGACCUAGGCUACCUUGACAACACCCCGAACCAACCCCUCAAAGCCGGAACAAAAGUUAACCUCCCACUAUGGCUCGCCGAAAUGCUUGUCAUCGCCAACACCGGCGGUCCCGAUAACAAGACCUUUGUCACAUUCGACCUCCCCCGAGCUCUCGGAAACGACGUCGUUCAAGCCCUCAAAGCCGACCCUCGAGCCGUCCCAUUACGCGACCAGAGCGCCCAUUUUUACGGGCUUGCAACACACAUGAUGGAUCUAUCUGAGGAACAAGAGCUGGGGAGUGUCCUGCGCAAGACGUUCGUCACUCGCGCUGCCGAGAUCUCAUUACAUGCUCGCAAGGUUGGGGGCGUCAGCACUAAAGGGAAAGGGAAAGAGGAGGGGAGUAAUCUUGGGAUUGGUGGUGCUGGUGAGGAGUUCCUCAGAGGGCUGGACGAGUGGGAGAGGAAGCUCUUCCGCAAGGCGCACGACGGCGCCAAGUCUGGGAAGGAGUGGAUGGACAGUAUCAAGAAGAACUGA
Messenger RNA from Podospora anserina S mat+, 894 nucleotides. RefSeq lists its product as uncharacterized. The transcript is spliced from 2 exons. The coding region runs from base 1 to 894 and encodes 297 amino acids. Lineage: Eukaryota; Fungi; Ascomycota; Sordariomycetes; Sordariales; Podosporaceae. The record is from RefSeq and is a predicted model, not a curated record. Gene Ontology annotation, biological process: mitotic DNA replication initiation. Gene Ontology annotation, cellular component: GINS complex.